Messenger RNA from Melopsittacus undulatus (budgerigar), 3171 nucleotides. RefSeq names its product retention in endoplasmic reticulum sorting receptor 1 (gene RER1). The record is from RefSeq and is a predicted model, not a curated record. Gene Ontology annotation, biological process: retrograde vesicle-mediated transport, Golgi to endoplasmic reticulum; protein retention in ER lumen. The coding region runs from base 124 to 714 and encodes 196 amino acids. Gene Ontology annotation, cellular component: Golgi membrane. NCBI's taxonomy places the organism in Eukaryota, Metazoa, Chordata, Aves, Psittaciformes, Psittaculidae. The transcript is spliced from 8 exons.
GAGGGGGUAGCGGCAGGAGGAGAGCGGCUCGCCCGCCUAAACCGAGGAGACAGGAAGGUGGUGCUGCAGUUCAUAUCUCAGUGCUUAGAUGUUGUAAGUCAGCUCCUGCCUGCUCAAGCAACCAUGUCAGAAGGGGACAGUAUUGGUGAGUCUGUGCAUGGAAAGCCUUCUGUGGUCUAUAGAUUUUUCUCAAGACUUGGACAGAUCUACCAAUCCUGGUUAGACAAAUCUACUCCAUAUACUGCAGUGCGAUGGAUUGUAACUUUGGGUCUGAGUUUUAUCUACAUGAUUAGAGUUUAUCUACUGCAGGGUUGGUACAUUGUGACAUAUGCCUUGGGAAUCUACCAUCUAAAUCUCUUCAUAGCUUUCUUGUCGCCAAAGGUAGACCCCUCUUUAAUGGAAGAUUCAGAUGAUGGUCCUUCUUUACCUACAAGGCAAAAUGAAGAAUUUCGGCCUUUCAUUAGAAGGCUCCCAGAGUUUAAAUUCUGGCACUCUGCUACUAAAGGAAUCCUGGUUGCUAUGGCAUGUACGUUCUUUGAGGCUUUCAACGUUCCUGUUUUUUGGCCAAUCCUUGUGAUGUACUUCAUUAUGCUUUUUUGUAUCACUAUGAAGAGGCAAAUCAAGCACAUGAUAAAGUACAGAUAUAUACCAUUCACACAUGGCAAGAGGAAAUACAAAGGGAAAGAUGAUGUUGGAAAGACCUUUGCUAGCUAGAAGAUGCAAUCAACCUGUUGACCAGUUCUACUUCUAACUAAAGGAACGAUUUUGAGCCAUUGUAACAAUGCCUUUUUUCUUCAUAAAAAAUGAUUAACAGAGUGGUGACAAAACAGUUAAAUUUUUUUUGUUUUAAAGGAUUGUGCUAUUUUUAUCUGAAAUAUCAGUUUCUUGAAGAAACUGGCAUUCUAACCAAAUUGCAUUGAGUUUGUUGUCUUUUGUAAGCAGUUGGAGAAACUUUGAAUAAUCCCAUAGAUUUGGGAUAAUGUAUUCCAUUCAAGAUCCACUGCACUGGAGCAAUUAAUGGCUUAGAGUUGUGUAUUUUUACAUAGUUCUCCUGCUCAGUAUCACCCUGAAGUGCUGUGCACGUAUCUGGAGGAAAAAUGUACAGUGGCACACGUGAUGCUGUUUUCUGCUUCAUGGCCGUGUGCUAUUUUCAUAGACAAAUUCAGCAGACCUAAAUAGAUACAGAACUUAAGCCAGUUUCCUAAAUGCAUGGUAUUACAGAGUUAUAACCAAACAAAUAUAGAUAGGAAUAAGAAAUCUACAAAAUUAUGGGGUUUGCAGUAGGGAAAAGAUACUCAUAGCUUCUCAAGUAACUCAUUUGUGUUAGGUUUUAAUGCCAGUUUCACCAUGACGUCUCCUCGCAGAUGCUAAAAUUGGGCUCUUUCAUGAUGACUCAAACAUUGUUCAAAAUCACAACUUACUUUGAGGACCUGGAAUUAUAAGAAUAUAUAUUUUAAUUGUUACUAGUUGGAGUUUCUUUCAUACUUAAGAAUUUCUUGAUUAAUUUAAGCUGACUUCAUGCAGCCCCUUCAGAAUAUACACAGACUGGCCACAGCAGAUAAAUGGUGUGGGUUUUAACACAACUUUUCAUUUUCUAUGGGGAAAAAAAAGAAUCCAAGAUAAAUGACCUGCAUGUAAACUUUUUCAUGUGAUACAGCUGCAGUUUUAUUAAGUGAAUUUUUAAUUCCAAAAUUUAUUAAAAGACAGUGUCCCCCUUUACUUGUUUUCUAUCUUUAUAUACAUAUAUUGACCUGACAGUAUGGCUCCUCAAUAAUCGUUACCCUUAAUUUAUCUUCAUGAAAUGCCUUUUUCAACUCUUCAGGGAGUAUUCAGUGGCAGAAAGCAGGAAAAGAUUAGCUCUGAAGAUUCUGCAUGGAGAACAGUGGCAACUUCAACAGACACCAAAGUGGAAAAUACAUGUAGGAACCCUUUCAUUUGAUUAUUGUUGAAUGUAUUUGUUAUGGAGCUCUGGAAUUCACUCUUCAGUAAUCCUGGGUAGUGACAGGUAGUUUUAGUUCACAUUGACCGGUUGCUUUUUGUUUGGUUUUUCAUGUGUUUCAUUAGCGGUGUGGAAACCAGUAAUGGUGAAACUUGAAAUUAUGGAAACACAUUACCAGAAAGGGCCUUAUGAAGUCCCAGUCAUGGGUGCUUGGAGCUUGUUGCCUAAAAAUCUGAAAGCCCCAAGUUGGAGAUGCCGUCUUAGAUUUGCUGGAGUUCCUGAAUAAUAUGGCCAAACUGGGGAAAAAAAAUACGUUUAUUGUGUUGAUCUAUAUCAGCAACUGAGAUGACUCCUAUGUUCAGUCAAUGCCAUCCAUUGCAAAUCAGGCAUUUUUACCUCCACUUGAUUUUGAACGUUAGUGGCAGUUUGAGAUAAACUCCUGCUCAUUCUCAGGUGGGCGAAGGUGCUCUGCAUUCAGUGGGAUUUACACUUUUCAAAUAGGGAUUGUAAGUGGUGCUGGGACAAGGGUGUAGUUCCCUGGCUGACUCAGCAUGCAAGGGCCGCACAAGCUUGAUGGCAUUUUGUUAAACUUUGCUCUAUUUUUAUCACUUGCAAGUGCUAAAAAUAAAUUGCCCUUAUGGAAUGCACAAAAAAACUUGGUUUGGCAACUUCACAGAUGCUUCCCAGUCAUCGUUUCCUGUGUUGUUUACGGUGCAACUGAACGUGUGUUCUUACCAUUCGCUUAGUGGUUUCCUUAGAUAGUCAUGUUUUGAUCUGUGAUAAGGAGCAUUUCUCUCCCACUAUUGCCUUGAUGGUUUUAGGUUGGCAAAGGAUGCCUGAAAGUUUUCUGGUGUACAAAAGGGAUGCUAUUGCAGCUCUGAAGAUCGUGUUUGUACAGUAAUGAAGAAGUGUUUGCAUAGAUACCAGCAAUUGUUUGGGGUUUUUUUUUAAUUUAUAGUUAUAAUGAGAAGUUAAAGUAAUUUGGGGGUGUUUUUGUGAUAACACUUGGAGAUUUAAUGGUUAAGUAGCUGAGCAAGAUCUCUGCAGUACAAAUAACCAUCUUAAAAGAAGUGCUUUUACUGUAGCACAUUUCCCCUGGAACCCCAAGUUCACAUUCAGUGCCAUUUGUGAAAAACUGACUGAAACUGUAACUCACAAUCCACAGUGUGGAUCAUCUGGUGUUUUCUCCCCAUCUGUAUUUAAAGAAUACAAUAAAUCAAUCUUGCACAUUA